CCCAUUAAUGAUAUCAUGUUAUGUUCAGAUACGUUCGUUCUUCCUAAACCUGUUGUAACUAUUCCUGGUCUGAGCACUAAACCCUCGGCUCCUCUCGUUCCAAGUUCCAAAGCUAAGAAGAAGAAAAAUAAAGGAGGAAGCGGUAACAAUGAAAUCAAGGAUUUGUCAGAUACGCUUAAAAAAACUGUUGUAUCAGAAACCAGGCCUAGAAAUGAUGCGGGGCAACCCUUGGCUACAGAUCCUCAGAAGAAACUGAGAAACUUGAAGAAAAAGUUGCGAGAUAUUGAAGCUCUUGAAGAGAAGCUCAACUCUGGAGAGAUCCCUACGCCAGAGAAGGAGCAGUUGGAAAAGGUUGCCAGGAAGGUUGAGGUAGAACGGGAAAUCAAGUUGCUCGAAGAGGAAAACUCAUAAAAAGGUGUUCGUUCUUUCUUCCUUGCCAAAAUAUCUCAACUAACAUGUUUUACACCUGUUGCAUCACAGUACAUUAUAUCUACAGUAUUGUACAUAAGAUGUUCUUUUUUACAGUCAGUAGUGUACACUCUGUUCAUUGUACAAUUGCUUGUACAGAUUACCAUUUAAAAGUGUUCGGUGCACACUUCAGAGUGUACUGUACAGCGUAUGCUGAACAGUGUACACUAUACAAUGUACAAUUUACAUUGUACAUACCAGAACAAACAAUAUAUUUACGAGCAUUGUCUACAGUUAUGAACUCCAUUCUUAAAACGAUUUUUCUUAAACAGGUGUUCACUAAUGAACACUGUACUCUGUAACUCUUAAGUCAUUUUUGUUUUUACCUAGCCUUGAUUUUAUCCUUUUCUUAUUUAUUAUCUAAAACUGUUUUUACAAUUAAUGUUUUAUGAUUUUACAACCCUUUGACUUGUUAAUUCCACUUAGCAUUAUCCUACUUUGUGUAUUAUUUUUUCUUCUGUUCUUAUUAAAAUGAUUUUAGGUAUUUUCCCAAAGGGCAAUUUCCCAUGGACAAUUUUCCAAGUGGAAAUUUCCCAAAUGUGCAAUUUCCCAAUCCCAAGUCUAUCCUAGCCGCAGCGAUCGGCCAACAUUGCAGCCUGUGACGCCUACAAGGCCUAACUUAAGCUUUUGGAAGUUGCCGCUUGGGAAAUUGUCAUUUGGGAAGUCACCCUUAGGAAAAUAAUCUUGGGAAGAAUACCUCACAACAUUUAAAUCGACGCAUUAUUAACAUUGUACUUGUACAGUACUGAUCUUUUUACUGUAUUCAAUUAGUGUACUUGAAGUACAUACAUGUUAUGUACUCACUCCUCUGUUCAUGUUUUUGUAACUUAUCUGUUAAAAUGAAAUAAAUAAAUCGUAAACAUUAAA
This is a messenger RNA of Eurytemora carolleeae, 1335 nucleotides long. RefSeq names its product partner of Y14 and mago (gene Pym). Gene Ontology annotation, cellular component: cytoplasm; exon-exon junction complex. Bases 16 to 411 code for a protein of 131 amino acids. Gene Ontology annotation, molecular function: RNA binding. The transcript is spliced from 6 exons. NCBI's taxonomy places the organism in Eukaryota, Metazoa, Arthropoda, Copepoda, Calanoida, Temoridae. The record is from RefSeq and is a predicted model, not a curated record. Gene Ontology annotation, biological process: exon-exon junction complex disassembly.